GGAACGGCCGACCGUACCCGCGGUACGCGUAUUUACGUACGACGAUAAUUUUAUACUGCAAUAUCGUCUCGUUGCAUGCCGUCAUCAGCUAAGCGCUGAACGCGCGGUGACGUCUGAUAAUCGGCGCGCGCGGUCAGCGCGUACCGUCACGCGUCCGCCGGGCGUACGCCCCGUCGGUCGACCGACGGACUACACGGGGGCUAAACGGUGGCGUUCAGUUUGACGCCGACCGACCGGCCGGACCGUACGCGACUAAUUUCAAUUCGUCCGCAAUAUGUACGAUGCGUAUUUUACGCAACAAAACGGUUACAAUUUGAUUUUCAUUGUAUUACACUAAAUUGUACAAAACGCAAAACACUGAAAUGAACAAUAUCGACACCGAGCGCGUUAUUUCUGAGGUACGCAUCCGUCCGCCGCUGUGGGAUCUGUCCUGUGCGUUGUAUAAAGACCGCGAUGCCAAAAUAAAAGCUUGGCUUGAAGUUUGUCAAGCAAUAGCGCGAAAUUACGACAACGUCUCUGACAACGAGAAAAAAGUUAUAGGUAAGUGUGCGAGUACAGCGUCGUUUUAUUUUACGAGUUUAUUAAAGUUUAUUUAGAGUAAUAUCACAAAUACGUUAAUAUUAGACACAAUUAUUAGAUAGUAAUAUUAGAGUGGAAAGAUAUAUAGGUAUAUUACAUUAAAAUUAAAAAAUACUAUCAUCUUGUCACGGUACACUACUACCGGAGAAACGAAAUAGUUGGCAAAUUGAUCCCUUAUCACGGCGGUUCCCAAACUUUUUUAAUUCGAGGCUCCCUAAUAAUAAAACUAUUUUUUCACGCCUCCCGCAAGGAAUGUUUAAUAAAAUGGGUUCAUAAUUAUUCAAUAUUUAUUAGUUGACAUUACACUUAAUAUUAUAUUUUAUACAAAAUAAUUAAUGCGAAAAAUACGCAAAAUUGUUUUCCGUUUAUUAUUUUUUUUGAAAAUUAGGAAUUAACGUAGUUACUGCAACACGCAUUUCUAUUUCCACGUUGAGUCUGGACCGAUAUUUUGAUUUUAAUACGGCUACUGUUGAAAAUCCUGCUUCACACGAAUACGAGCAUUUGCACAAUAUGUGCGAAUGGUAUCAAUAUACUUAAUGCUUUGUUGCCAACUUCAGGAUAUUCAUAUUUAAUACUGUUCCAAAAUCCUAAAAGUGAAUAUGAAGAAAAUUGUAUUCGCAGUGAAGAAUCGGAUGGAUACGAUAAGAUAAUCGUUCCUAUAAAAUUGUUAUCGGACACAUAAUUGAUCUAAAAAUAGCUAUAUGUACAAAAUUCAAACCGCGCGCCGCGCCUCCCUUGUUUAAGUGUUUGCGCGACCUUUGGGUGGCGCGCCGCACAGUUUGGGAACCGCUGCCUUAUCAUUUCGCCUGAUCUAAUAAUAUUGCCGUUCACAUUGUGGUUAAGAUCUUGAAGCCCGACAACAGUUAGCGUGUCCUCUUCUCUGUAACCAUCCCGUUCCCUUAUGCAGUUAUACAAAACGCAACAAGCCUUUACGAAUGUUAUUGUUAGGACUGAGAAUUUAAUGCACUAAAAAACCUAAAAAAUGAAUUUAAAAUAACAAAAAAAUGCCAACAAUUUUAGUAUAAAAUGCACCUAAAAUGAUUUUUAAAUUUAAUUUUUAUAUUUAUAUUAAUAUUAGUAUAUUAUAUACAUAAAAAUGUAUUUACUUAAUAAAACAAAUUAUAAAAAGACGUCCUAGGAUAAUGGAGGACGAGUGCAGCCACUGUUAUAGGUAAUUUAAUAUAUACCUGUAAGCAACGAUAAACAUUACUUACGAAAAAACGAUUCUGAGCGGAGUUCAGUUCAUAAUGAUGCUUUAUCAACAGUCCUAGUUAUUGUAUUCGGCAAACGUGUAUUCAUUGGUCUAUGAAAUAUAUUGAAUUUAUUACUCAUUAUUCCAAAUGUAGACUAAAUAUAUCUCCUAGCACGAAUUAGUUUAUAGUUAAAUAUUAUUUUUAUUUUUUUUUUUGUCAGAUUACUUCGUGCGUAAGGUCUUAAAACUUUGUUCGAUAUACCGAAUGCAGAAUCGCCGAUUAUGGAAAUGGUUCUGUAGUAUUAGAUAGUGGUUUUUGUGGAGGUAAUAUUAUUUCUUCGUUAUUGAAUUUCGGAAAACAAUGGGCUUUUUUUAAAAAUAUUUUAGUCUGUAGCUGUUCCACGUGCACCUACUUAUAUAGGUGAAGCGAUAGUCUGAAUCGCACAUGCCCAAUAAAACAAUAGAAUAAUAUUUUGAUUAUUUGAAAGUAAACCACCGUUAUGUUCAGGACAGAUCCUUACGUCCUACAGUUAUCCUUACGCGCUUUCCGUCAAUACUAUACCAACGCAGUUAGGUAAGUUUGCUAUAUUCUUGAAACCGGCUGCGGUUUUAAGCCAUCCUUCCUGUGUAUUCGGCAACGAUAGACAUUCUUCAUGGAGUAACUCCUAAAUAUGUGUAUGCACACUUCAUUUAUGAUUCCAUCCAUAGUUGCCGUACCUAGACGGUAAACAAAAUACAAAUCAGUAUAUCUUUGUUCAGUCGCAAGGUAUAUGAAAAAAAAUUAUUAACAAAUUAAAUUAUUUUACAGAAAGACAUGUGCAACAGCGGUGGAAGACCGCGCGGGACGCUUACGUAAGGUGCAAAGCUAUAUUAAAGAACACUAAAUCUAGGUCUGGUGGUGGAAACAAAAAGAAAUAUGUAUAUUAUGACUGUAUGCAGUUUCUAGACAAAAAACAUCUAGUAAAUACUGAAGAUUCUAUUGUAGAAAGUCAGAACACAAUAAACAAAUCUCUAAUAAAUAUCGAACCAGCAACUAAUGACGACGUUCAAACUUCAGUUCUACCUUCAACGUCCGAAGGCUCCAACUCUUGUCAAACAUUACAAACUGCUGUUGUUGAACGUAACAUUUCGCAAGCAAGGCGAAAGAGAAUUCGCGAAGAAGAAAAAGAUUUUGAAAGAGAAAUGUUAAACAUGUUUAAAGAGAAUACAAAACUUAUGCAAAACGAUGACAUGUCAUUUUUUUGUUCGCUUUUGCCGGUUAUGAAAACUUUUUCUAAUCACCAAAAAUUACUUUUCCGUUCUGAAGUGCUAAAAAAAGCAAUCGAAAUUUCAAACGGUAAUAUCUCUAAUGAAGACCUCCAAGGAACAUCUCAUUCUUAUUAUUCGACGUCGGAAUCACAACUAUCAGAUAUAGCUACUUCAUACACAACAGAAUAAUCCGAAUUUCAAUCAAAAAUACUAAAACGAUUUAUAAUAACAUGCAUUUCUUUAAUUAUUAAUGUUCCUCUACAAAAUACAAAUAAAA
Messenger RNA from Cinara cedri, 3296 nucleotides. The record is from the annotation of a GenBank genome assembly. NCBI's taxonomy places the organism in Eukaryota, Metazoa, Arthropoda, Insecta, Hemiptera, Aphididae.